AUCCUUUGCCGAAGGGGCAGCCAGUACUCCUCUGUGCCCCCCCUUUCUCCGCUGCCAGCGCCCCCGUUUCCAGCGGCGCCCCCCGGGUCAUGGCUGCGCCGACCCCUUUUCAGUCUAGAGCUCUCAGACGCGCAGGACACUUUGCAACGCCGCGCAGGGCCACUCGAGGUCCCUGCAGACAGCCGUGUGUUCGUGCAGGUGGCCCUGGCCCGUCCCUCCCCGCGCUGGGGCCUUGCCCUGCACCGCUGCUGGGUAACGCCAUCCUCCCGUCCAGCCCCGGGGCCCGCCCUGGCGCUGCUGCACGGGGGCUGUCUCACCGAUUCUUCAGUCACCUUCCUGCCACCGCUCGGUGGGGCUGCUCCGCCACAGAGCCCUGAGGCUGUUCGCUUCAGUUUCCGUCUGCACCAGGUCUUCAACGCCUCUGUGCAGUUCUUGCACUGCCAGCUGAGUCGCUGCCGCCGCCGCCGCCGCCUCCGCCUCCGCCUCCAGGGAGCCCGCCGGACUCCUGCGCCUCUGUCGCUACCGCCCCAGUCACCUUGUCUGCCUCAGGAUAAGGCGUGCGCCAGCACUGGCAGUGGCAGCAGCGAGAGUCUGGGUGCUGACGGCCCCCACCUGCACACGCUGACGCAGCCCAUUGUGGUCACGGUGCCACGGCCGCCCCUCAGGCCAACCAAGGGUGUCCCCAGCAGAGCCGUACACCUGGAGAAGCCUCCUGCGCCAGCCCCGGUGGCCCUGGAACCCACUCCAGUGGUAGCACUGGUGGUGGCCGCGUUCUUGCUGGGUGCCGCGCUGGCCGCUGGGCUCGGCCUUGUGUGCGAGCAUUCAGGUACCAGCCUUGACCCGCCGGGACUUUCGCCUGGCCCCCAGCCUAUUCCGGCUAUUCAGGACCUGGGGUCCACGCGAUCCUAG
This is a messenger RNA of Molossus molossus (Pallas's mastiff bat), 909 nucleotides long. It is a transcript of the gene TGFBR3L, whose product is annotated as transforming growth factor beta receptor 3 like. The annotation marks the transcript as partial. Lineage: Eukaryota; Metazoa; Chordata; Mammalia; Chiroptera; Molossidae. The transcript is spliced from 4 exons. The record is from RefSeq and is a predicted model, not a curated record.